UCAUCUAUAUUCCGCCGUCAUGUUUGCACGUGUCGCACUGGUGCUUUUGCUAACGGUGGCGGUCGCGCGGUGCGGCCCGACUCCCCAGCUGGACCGCCGGGCCGAGAUUGACGGCAUCCGGGCGGCUAUGGAGGACCUGAAGGCCGACAGACGAGCCAUGAUGCAGCGUCUGGAGACGGCCGAGAAGGAGCUGAACACAGUCCUAGAAAGCCCAAAGAUUGCCUUUGCCGCCUCGCUGGGGGGAAACGGCGCCCAGAAGGCGACGACGGGAAACAGAGAUCUCAUUUACAGGGACGUCCUGACCAAUGUAGGCGGGGCUUAUAACGCAGAGACUGGCCUGUUCACGGCGCCCGUUCGCGGCGUCUACUACAUCCGCUUCACCGCCAACGCGCCCACCGACUUCACCAUGAGCGCCGUGCUGUACAAGAACGACGCCCGGAUCCAGCUCAUCGUCCACGAGCAGCCGUCGGGUGAGGGCAGCGACACGGCGUCCAACGGCGCCGCCCUGCUGUUGGAGAAGGGCGACAGGCUGAAGAUGGUGCUGUGGGAUAACACGCAAAUCUGGGACAACAGCAAUCACCACAGCACCUUCAGCGGAUUCCUGGUUUUCCCACUGGUCGACGAAGCUCCAAAGGAGUUUGACGUCGAGUCGGAGAUGAAAAGGCUUCAAGCUUCCAUGACGCAACUCCAAACGGAAAACACGGAACUCAAAGGACGGAUGGAGAGCACCGAGACGGAGCUGAGGAAUAUGAAAAAUGUGCCAAAGGUGGCGUUUGCGGCGUCUCUGGGGGGUAACGGUCUCCAGAAGACCACGUCCGGAAUGAAGAAGCUUCUCUUCAAGGACGUCCUCACCAACAUUGGUGAAGCGUACGACCCGGAAACAGGUUAUUUCACGGCACCCGUACGCGGCGUCUACUACAUCCGCUUCACCGCCAACGCCCCCGCCGACUUCACCAUGAGCGCCGUGCUUUACAAGAACGACGCCCAGAUCCAGCUCAUCACCCACGAGCAGCCGUCCGGCGAGGGCAGCGACACGGCGUCUAACGGCGCCACCCUGCUGCUGGAAAAGGGCGAUAAGCUCUCGCUGACUCUCUGGGACAACACGCAAAUCUGGGACAACAGCAACCACCACAGCACCUUCAGUGGAUUCCUGCUCUUCACCCAGUAAGCAUCUUGGAAGACUCACCAAAUGCUCAAUAAAAAUACUUUAAAGUUGA
Messenger RNA from Syngnathus acus (greater pipefish), 1217 nucleotides. RefSeq lists its product as uncharacterized. The transcript has 8 exons. The coding region runs from base 20 to 1168 and encodes 382 amino acids. Lineage: Eukaryota; Metazoa; Chordata; Actinopteri; Syngnathiformes; Syngnathidae. The record is from RefSeq and is a predicted model, not a curated record. Gene Ontology annotation, molecular function: protein binding.